AUGGCUACUCUAAGCUUCAACUCCACGACAAUCAAAACCCCAUCUUUCAACUACCCCAACUCCAUCAUCACCAAACUCUCCUCAUCAAAACCCACCAUCAAAUUCCCAUUUUUCACCAACAAAAAACCCUUCCUUCAACUCCGAACAUGUUCUGUAUCAGAAACCUCAGUAACAACAACCCAGAUAGAUACCGAAGAAGACAAAGAAACAACCCAGAUAGAAACCGAACAAGACAAAGAAACAACCCAGAUAGAAACCGAACAAGACAAAGAAACAACCCAGAUAGAAACCGAACAAGACAAAGAAGACCCAACUGCUGAAACAUGUUAUCUUGACCCAGAAACUGAUCCUGCUAAGAUAUUAACCUGGGAGUUGGAUUUCUGUUCUAGACCCAUUCUUGAUGCUAGAGGAAAGAAACUUUGGGAGCUUGUUGUUUGUGAUAAAUCUCUUUCACUUCAAUAUACUGAGUAUUUUCCUAAUAAUGUUAUUAACAGUAUCACUCUUAAGGAUUCUAUUGUUGGGAUUUGUGAUGAUUUGGAUCUACCUUUGCCAAAAAACAUUCGCUUCUUUAGGGCACAAAUGCAGACGAUUAUUACAAAAGCGUGUAAGGAGCUUGAUAUAACAGCUCUUCCUAGUAAACGAGUGAGUUGA
Molecule: messenger RNA, 651 nt
Organism: Lathyrus sativus (Indian pea)
Lineage: Eukaryota; Viridiplantae; Streptophyta; Magnoliopsida; Fabales; Fabaceae
Source: the annotation of a GenBank genome assembly